Messenger RNA from Colletotrichum gloeosporioides, 246 nucleotides. RefSeq lists its product as uncharacterized. NCBI's taxonomy places the organism in Eukaryota, Fungi, Ascomycota, Sordariomycetes, Glomerellales, Glomerellaceae. The transcript is spliced from 2 exons. The coding region runs from base 1 to 246 and encodes 81 amino acids. The record is from RefSeq and is a predicted model, not a curated record.
AUGCGCAUUACUUCCUUGCUAUUCGCCUCGAUGGCAGCCGCCACAACUUUAUUCUGUAACGGUGGCACUGAGGGCAACGGAGAUUGCGAGAACAAUAAGCUGCAUACUUACUGCUGCAGUGAUGUAAACGAGGCUCCUUACGUCAACGCGAGAGAGGUCACGGUGAAGUCCGAAGACCGCAAAGGUCGGGAUGUUUGCACGCCCUCAGGCACUCUGAGAGUCGGAAGGGUGUUUCGUGCGCCAUAG